Molecule: messenger RNA, 1584 nt
Organism: Aspergillus luchuensis
Lineage: Eukaryota; Fungi; Ascomycota; Eurotiomycetes; Eurotiales; Aspergillaceae
Gene: pdeA
Product: 3',5'-cyclic-nucleotide phosphodiesterase PDE1
Exons: 2
Coding region: 1-1584 (527 amino acids)
Biological process (GO): cGMP catabolic process; negative regulation of glucose mediated signaling pathway; cAMP catabolic process
Molecular function (GO): 3',5'-cyclic-GMP phosphodiesterase activity; 3',5'-cyclic-AMP phosphodiesterase activity
Source: RefSeq, a predicted model, not a curated record
AUGCAAGAGUCUGAAUUGCCUUUUGUAGGCGCAAACCCUCCAGAAGCAGCUGGCCAAGGAGAUGGACCCGGUCCUCCAAGUCUGCAGAUAAUCGUGCUGGGUCCGACAGGAGGUCCCCGUGAGGAUAGAGUCACUGGACUUCUAGUCCGAUCCACAUCCACCAAAUGGUCCGCAAACUCGAUCGUAGCUGUUGAUGCGGGCACCCUUCUAUGUGGCAUUAUCGACACUUUGGAACCAUGUGAUAAUAACCAAAAGUCGUCGGAUCAGGGGCCAUUUGCUGGGCUCGAACUGCCACAUAACAAUGUACCAGCAAAUGCAGCCCAUGUUUUCCGGCAUAUUAUCGGCGCUGUCUGCAUCACACAUCCUCAUCUAGACCACCUGUCAGCGUUUGCCAUCAACACUCCAGUUCUGGAGGCUGGAAGUGGCGCGAAAACGCUGGCCGCUCUGCCUUCGGUGGUUGCUGCCAUUAAGACUCACGUGUUUAACGAUGUAAUUUGGCCAAACCUCUCUGAUGAGGAUGGCGGUGCUGGCCUUGUUACCUACCAGCGACUUAUGGAGGGCGGAAACCCCAUGAUGGGGCGUGGUGAUGAAAAAGGCUAUACGCGAGUCUGCGAGGGCUUGUUGGCAAAAUGCCUGGCUAUCAGUCACGGGUGUUGCAGGCAGAGAUCAAGCGUCGACAAUGACAUUCAACGCCGGAUGAGCAGCGCCCCUUUUGGUGUUGACCCAAUGAGAUUGAACCCAAGGGCCUAUUCGAUGUCAUUCGACGAGCCAGAGACCGGCUACUUUUCCGGAGCACGUUCGCCAGGCUAUCGCGUACCCGGCAAGGAUGGCUGGGCCACCGUGGAGUCGUCAGCUUUCUUCAUCCGUGAGCCUACGACAAAGCGAGAAGUGAUCAUCUUCGGCGACGUUGAACCUGACUCGAUCUCAAUGAAUCCGCGCAACAGACGCGUGUGGGAAGCAGCAGCCCCGAAGAUCGUUGCCUCUCAACUGCGAGCGAUCUUCAUUGAAUGCUCCUAUAACGAUGAUGUUGACGACGCCUCCUUAUACGGCCAUUUGUGCCCACGUCACUUGAUCGAUGAAUUGAUUGUAUUGGCACAGAAGGUUACAGAAUUGAAAUACCCGGAUUCGUUUUCGAUAAGAAAACGCAAACGUGCAAGUGCCCCCGAGGCAGCCGGCGAUCCAGCUCUCAGUCCCAAGUCAAAGAAGGCUGCUCUCGCUGGCGAGAAAAGUGGAGGAGGCUCUCGUCGGGGAUCGGCCAGGACGUCACGUCGCCAUACGCGUGCCAGAGUUGCUGUAGAAGACAUUGACGAAAACAUGGAAGGAAGCCCAGCCGUUUCCCACGCUCCGAGUGAAGUUGGUAUGGAUGUGUCGCUGGCAGAAAGUUCAGACCCUCUCACGGUGCUCCAGUGGCCAGAACCACCUCUGUCCGGACUACUGGUCUAUAUCAUACAUAUUAAGGACGAUAUGAAUGAUGGCCCACCUCCUCAGGAGCGGAUCCUGCAAGAACUCAAAGCCCAGGGACAAGCUGCCGGACUAGGAUGCGAAUUUCGAGUCCCCACACGUGGCGAGAGCGUUUUGAUCUGA